Molecule: messenger RNA, 1506 nt
Organism: Knipowitschia caucasica
Lineage: Eukaryota; Metazoa; Chordata; Actinopteri; Gobiiformes; Gobiidae
Source: the annotation of a GenBank genome assembly
AUGACGCUCUCCGCCUGCACCUUGGCCUCUGUCUGCACCUCACAGUUAUAUGAGCUCCGCUUCGGAGUCAGACGCAGGCCCUUCCUCAAAAUGAUGCUUCAUAUUUGGUGUCUUGUGGCGCUGACCACUCUGGCAUCUGCCAUUAAUCCAGGAGUAAAGGUCAAGCUCACACAAAAGGGCCUUGAAUAUGGCCGAGAACUUGGCAUAGCUUCCAUCCAACAGAAACUUCGAACCAUUAAACUCCCAGAUAUGUCUGGUUCACAGAGGAUUGCACCGAUUGGAAAAGUCACAUACAGUUUUACAAAUAUGCACAUAGUCAAUGUUGGACUGCCCCAGUCAUCUGUGAGCCUGGAACCAGGAGCUGGGGUUAAACUCUCUGUGACUAAUGCCUUCAUGAGUCUGAAUGGAAACUGGAGGGUCAAAUACUUCAUCAUCAAAGACAGCGGCUCCUUUGAUUUGAGUGUGAAAGGACUGAGUAUUACCACAACUAUUGCGGUCAACAGUGACGAAACAGGACGCCCCACAGUGAGCGGCAGCAGCUGCUCUGCGGCUGUGGGCAGUGUCAGCAUCAAGUUCCAUGGUGGAGCCAGCUGGCUGUACAACCUGUUUAAGGACUUCAUUGACAAAGCAUUACGAAGUGCUUUGGAGAAACAGAUCUGCCCCCUGGUGGCUGACUCCAUAUCUGAUGUAAAUCCUCAUUUGAAAACUCUCAAUGUUUUGGCCAAAGUAGACGAAUACGCAGAGAUCGAGUAUUCAAUGGUGUCGUCGCCCGUCAUCUCAACGUCUUCUGUGGAGUUAAGUUUGAAGGGGGAAUUCUACAAUAUUGGGAAGCACCAGGAGCCCCCAUUCACCCCAGCAGUCUUCUCAUUGCCGUCCUCGAACGACACCAUGCUGUACAUCGGCCUGUCUUCUUACAUUGCCAAUUCUGCAGGUUUUGUUUACACCACAGCCGGAGCCCUCAGCCUCUACAUCACUGAUGACAUGAUCCCUGCGAGCUCCCCCAUCAGACUCACCACGCGAACGUUCGGCGCACUCAUUCCGCAGAUUUCCAAACGAUUCCCUGGUUUGAUGAUGAAGUUGCUGGUUAAGGCAGUAAAAAGCCCCGUAAUUGCAUUUGAAUCCAACGACGCAACUAUCCAAACGACAGCAACAGUGACGGCCUUCGCCAUCCAAGUCAAUGGGACGCUCUCCCUCUUGUUUGUGCUCAACAUGAACGGCAGCGUCAGCGCACAAGUUUCUGUCAGAGGAACAAGGCUGGCUGGGUCUGUCGUCCUCAACAAAAUGGAUUUAACUUUGGGGACAAGUUACGUUGGUGAUUUUCAGGUGACAUUACUGGACACAAUCUUCCAAAUGGUUCUAAAGCGUGUGGUCAUCCCAAAAAUAAAUGCUCAACUUUCUAAGGGAUUUCCACUUCCUACGAUUGGAAAGAUUAAACUUGUAAACACCCAGCUGCAGAUCGUGAAGGAUUACAUGCUGAUCGGGACCGAUGUUCAAUUCUCUGGAUGA